AUGAGAGAGCUUGUCCUUCUCCUUGGCCUAUUCGCCUUCAGCCUUGCAGCUCCUUCAUCCAUCGACGCAACCUACUCGGAUGAUGUGGCUCGCAACAAAAUGCUGCCGCUAUCGUCGGCAGCGUACUCGAAUUCACCACAAAACUGUCUCACGAAUAAAUUUACCAAUGCUGUGCUAAAAAGACAAUUGAAUAUAAAAUGUGAUCUGUUCAAAACUGAUGUUUGCUCGGGAUUCUCAGCUGUUCUGAAUGGUGACAACGCAAUUGUACUCGGAUUCAGAGGAACCGACGGAUUCCUUCAACUUGUUCAGGAAGCAGAUAAAAGUGUUCUCAAGAGUCAGGUAUCCUGGAUUGCUGGCGGAAAAGUGUCAAAAUACUUUAAUGACGCCUUUAUGUCUAUUUGGAAUGGAGGAAUGAAGGAUGAUUUCAACACUUUGCGAGCAAAAUAUCCUACGUAUCAAGUUUGGGUUACCGGCCAUUCUCUCGGAGGUGCCAUGGCAUCACUGGCUGCGUCAUACAUCGUAGCAGCCAAACUGGUCCCAGCAGCUAACGUGGAACUGGUCACAUUCGGUCAGCCAAGGACCGGAAACAAGGAAUUCUCCGCCGCUCACGACAGUCAGAUGCCAUAUUCCUUCCGCGUGACUCAUUGGAGAGAUGUUGUUCCACAUAUUCCGUUGGAAGACAUGGAAGGAUACUAUCAUCAUAAAUUUGAGGCAUUCUACCACAACAACAUGAAGAAUGGCGCUACCUUCAAGGUUUGCUCAGCUGAUGAGGAUAACGGAUGCAGUGACGGUCUCGACAUUACUACCUCAAUUUCGGAUCAUACACACUAUUUUGAUGUUGAUGUUAGUGAUUACGGUGCGAAAGGAUGCAAAUAG
This is a messenger RNA of Necator americanus (New World hookworm), 876 nucleotides long. RefSeq lists its product as uncharacterized. Lineage: Eukaryota; Metazoa; Nematoda; Chromadorea; Rhabditida; Ancylostomatidae. Bases 1 to 876 code for a protein of 291 amino acids. The record is from RefSeq and is a predicted model, not a curated record. The transcript has 8 exons. Gene Ontology annotation, biological process: lipid metabolic process.